UCGGAAUCCGGCAGGACAAAAAACAUGCGGGUCGCCUGUGAAUGUUUGAAAAUGUAGCAAAAUGAACGCGCUAGUAGAGAAAUAUGUUGCUAGAUCGACGAAUACAGAUCAAUUCAAUAAAUCUGAGAAAUUAAUGAUUUAGUUUCACUGGAUUAAAGCGGCUGACAUGUUUUUGGCAGCUUGUACAAAUCACUUGUUCAGUUGUGUUAAAGGGCACAUAAACAGACUGAGUGUCAGAUGCAACUACAGCUGGAAUUACAGAAGAGCUGCAAACUUACAGCUGAUAAACACUAAAUCUGAACUCGGAUGUUUCCAGAGACUCAGGACCAGAUGCUUGAACCCUUCACCUUUGACGUCUGUCACCUGUGGAUCAACCUCACCAACACAUGUGGACAUUCAUAGAGGAGAGAAUGAAAUAUCUGAUCAUCUCACCUCUGUUAUAUGUAGAUCAAAACGACAUACAAAUCACUACAGUCUCCAUCUGCCCUUGUCAAGCAGUAGAUUUUGUGCUUCAAAUGGAUUUUGCACGAAUGCUUCAGGAAAACCAGUACUGUAUGAAAAAUAUUCUAAACAGGAUUCAAGGGAAAAGGAUGAAGAUCAAGGAGCCUCCUCUUCAUCAGCUCCAUCUAAUGAGGGACAUUUCCAGUUUAAAGAGCUGUAUGAGAAUCCAUGGACGAUCCCUAAUUACCUCUGCAUGGCCCGGAUCGUGCUGUCGCCUCUUAUUGGAUACUUGAUAAUAGAGCAAUACUUCCACGUGUCCCUGGGGCUUUUUGUACUGGCCGGAGCAACAGACUUGUUGGAUGGCUACAUCGCUCGUAACUGGCCAAAUCAGAAAUCAGCUCUGGGCAGCGCUCUCGACCCAUUGGCUGAUAAAAUUCUCAUCAGCGUGCUCUAUGUUAGUCUGACAUAUGCACAACUCAUACCAGCUCCACUGACAGCGCUGGUCAUAUCCAGAGAUAUUGCACUGAUCGCUGCUGUUUUCUAUGUGCGGUAUAAAACUGUUCCUCCUCCAGUAACACUCAGCAAAUACUUCAACCCUUGUUACACCACUGCCCGACUAAAACCAACGCUCAUUAGCAAGAUGAACACGGCAGUUCAGUUGUUUCUGGUGGCCGCGUCUCUCGCCUCACCCGUGUUUCACUAUACUGACAGUGUUUUACUGCAGUCACUGUGGUACAUUACAGCACUGACGACUACAGUUUCUGGUUACAGCUACUAUCAUUACGGUAAAAAGACUGUCGAGGUGUUGAACAAACGGAAAUAGUUUAAGAGGUAUCCGUAGAGCUGGAUGCGACCUUUGGCAAAGACGUCCGGGAAUGUUUGGGAUAAUCAUUUUUGCUCUGUAAAUUGAUGAUUUAUUGUCUUUGGGCGCUGAGACAAACUAGUCUGUGUAAAAAACAUUAUUUUGGUAUUAAAUUGAUGUGGUAUCACUUCUAAUCAUGCUUUUUAAAUCACUUUUAAUGAACUCCAGGGGGCCUGGGUAGCUCAGUGGUAAAAGACGCUGGCUACCAUGUUCGCUAGUUCGCUAGUUCACAUUUACAUUUAUGCAUUUGGCAGACGCUUUUAUCCAAAGCGACUUACAGUGCCCUUAUUACAGGGACAAUCCCCCUGGAGCAACCUGGAGUUAAGUGCCUUGCUCAAGAACACAAUGGUGGUGGCUGUGGGGAUUGAACCAACAACCUUUUACUUACCAGAUCAGUGCUUCAGUCCACUACGCCACCACCACUCCAUAGUGUGCUGGGUGACUCCAGACAGGUCUCCAAAGCAACCAUAUUGGCCCGGUUGCUAGGGAGGGUAGAGUCACAUGGUGUAACCUCCUCGUGGUCACUAUAAUGUGGUUCGUUCUCGGUGGGGCGCGUGGUGAGUUGAGCGCGGAUGCUGCGGUGGAUGGCGUGAAGCCUCCACACGCGCUAUGUCUCCGUGGCAACGCGCUCAACAAGCCACGUGAUAAGAUGCGCGGGUUGAUGGUCUCAGAUGUGGAGGCAGCUGGGAUUUAUCCUCCACCCGGUUUGAGGCGAAUCACUACGCCACCACAAGGACUUAAAAGCGCACUGGGAAUCGGGCAUGCCAAAUUGGGUGAAAAAGGGGAAAAAUCUCCCCCCCUAUUUUAAAAAUAGAAAAGGACAUCAUAUUUGUGGUGUGCUUACAUUAAUAUACAAGUACAUAAAUGUUGUUUUUUAAGGUCUUUAAAUGAAUAUUCUGUGUUCAUUAAAACAUAAUCUUAACAGCUUUCUGGCAUAAUGUUGAUUCAUCGCUCCUUUUUUGCAGAACAACCCUUAUCUCAAAAGUUCAAGGGAAAUUUGAUUCCUCAUGAUUGAAUCCUCUUUAAAACUAUUUUUUUUUUUUUUUUAAGUGAACUGCCUUUGAGAUUAUUCCCUCCAUUAAAAUAAGACCUCAAGGUCAUUUUGUGUUUUCUAUAGACUAAAGAAUAAUUUGCCUUUAUAAUAAAGUGACUGAUGAAUAAAAAAAAAUUGUCUAUUCUAUGCAUAGCACAAUAAAGUGAAAUAAUAUGAAGCUAUUGAUCACAUUCCUGUUCAUUAAGAUGAUGUAUAUGAACAUAAGAGAUUUUAAAGUGGGAAUUAGUUUGAUUAAAGAGUCCUAAGCCAUGGACCAAACCAACCAGCUCUGAGAUGAAUCAUAACGUAAUAAAAUUUUAUUUGAAGCAAAAAAAUAUUAGAAAAUUUGACAGAGAGGCAAAGGUACGAGACUGUGUACUUAACGUCUUUAAUGAGGGAAUGAGCUACAAGCACAUGAAGCACUGCAAAUGAUGUAAUAGAAAUUAAAAAUAUAAAACUAUUCAUUUAAAGUUGUUGAUGAUUAUAGGAACAAUAUAUGUACAUUUUAUUGCAAAAUUUUCAGACAUAUAGAAAUAAGAAGUCAUUCACAGUUGCUGCAUCCGAAUAUCCAUACUUCCCUACUAUAUAGUAUGCCAAAAACAGUAUGCCAAUGGAGUAGUAUGUCCAAAUCCACAGUAUUCAUGAAGCAGUAAGCAAGAAAUACCCGGAUGAACUAUUUUUGGUGAGAUUUUGAAGUGCGGAUCGACUGGACACUUUCCGAUCCCAUAAUCGCUUGGGAGCUGAGGCGAAGUCGCGUUCAAAACACUAGAUUCAAACAAACGCCGGUAAAUCGUGUGUUGGACGGCUCUUCUCAACUGCAAGUGCAAUAUAUAGCAAAAUGGUGCUUGUUGAACAAAACCAGAGCAGAAUGUUUUCGCAGCUGUUGUUCUUACGUCAUAUAUUCGGGUCACAAGACAAUGCCCACGUCCCCUGAUGAAGUACACUGGCGGCCAAAAGUUUGGAAUAAUGUACAGAUUUCACGCACCUUACAGUCUAGCUGAUCCCACAACAGCUCAAUGGGGUUAAGAUCCAUAACACUCUUUUCCAAUUAUCUGUUGUCCAAUGUCUGUGUUUCUUUGCCCACUCUAAACUUUUCUUUUUGUUUUUCUGUUUCAAAAGUGGCUUUUUCUUUGCAAUUCUUCCCAUAAGGCCUGCACCCCUGAGUCUUCUCUUUACUGUUGUACAUGAAACUGGUGUUGAGCGGGUAGAAUUCAAUGAAGCUGUCAGCUGAGGACAUGUGAGGCGUCUAUUUCUCAAACUAGAGACUCUGAUGUACUUAUCCUCUUGUUUAGUUGUACAUCUGGUCUUCCACAUCUCUUUCUGUCCUUGUUAGAGCCAGUUGUCCUUUGUCUUUGAAGACUGUAGUGUACACCUUUGUAUGAAAUCUUCAGUUUUGGCAAUUUCAAGCAUUGUAUAGCCUUCAUUCCUCAAAACAAUGAUUGACAGAUGAGUUUCUAGAGAAAGCUGUUUCUUUUUGCCAUUUUUGACCUAAUAUUGACCUUAAGACAUGCCAGUCUAUUGCAUACUGUGGCAACUCAAAAACAAACACAAAGACAAUGUUAAGCUUCAUUUAAUGAACCAAAUAGCUUUCAACUGUGUUUGAUAUAAUGGCAAGUGAUUUUCUAGUACCAAAUGAUCAAUUUAUCAUGAUUACUCAAGGAUAAGGUGUUGGAGUGAUGGCUGCUGUCUAGAUUUGAUCAAAAAUGACUUUUUUUCAAAUAGUUUUUUAUAUCAGUAAUGUCCUGACUAUACUUUGUGAUCAGUUGAAUGACACUUUGGUGAAUUAAAGUACCAAUUUCCUUCCGAAACAGCAAAAUCUGUACAUUAUUCCAAACUUUUGGCCGCCAGUGUAUGUCUGAAAUCUGUUCAUACUACUUGCAUGCAUAGCUAACAGAACGUAUGGUUUUACCGGCCGAGAAGUGCGUCCUUCUUCAAAUACGGUACAUACUGUGACAGUACACUGCUUCGGACGCAGCUAGUGUCAUGGGAGUGAGCGGUCACUGCAGAGAUGUUUUGCCGUGAUUCUGUGAUUGGUGGAUUGUUUCUCCUCGGGAUCAUGUACAGUGAAGUUCUUCUAAAAUUGCACUAUUAUACAUUAUUUUAAAAAUAUGAAGUGGAAAUAACUGAUGGCUUCAACAGAAGCAUAAGUUAUGGUUUAGCAAUUGUUUAUAAGUCAACGAGUUAUCGUUAAACAUCAAUUUGCCUAUGGAAAAAAAUGAAAGGCAUUUUUUUUAAGGAAUAAAAGCACAAAUCCCAUGUUUUUCUUUUUUUUAAAGGUGCAGUAUGUAAGAUUCAAAAACCCUUGUUAUUAAUGACACCUGUGGCCGUUAAGUGAACUACAGCCAGCUGCCUGUUGCUCAUGCUCAGUCCAUAGGGACGCGAGCAUCAAAACAAUGACGUAACGUAACAGCAUCAUGCUGACAGAUGAGGUAGCAUAAUUAAAAUGACAGUUAUGAUUGUUUUACUACAAACUUUGAGACUGUAUAUUAUAUUUGACUCUCCAGUGCUGGAACAGGGCUAAAACAAAGUGUGGAUAUAGGUCUGACUAUGCGAGACUGUAGUUUGAAGUAAUCACUUUUCUUUGCAUGAUACAUAGGCUAUUGUAUAAAUGCAGUCAAUGUUGGCGUUAGCUAGCUAGCUAGCUUUAUCAAUUGCCGUUAGCUAAAUUUGGUGGAUGAUGACAGUAGCUGUUUAUAAAAUAGACUGUACAUUAUAAAUAUGUUGACACAAUUCGUAUUGAUGUGAUUCCAUCACAACUGUUAUUUUGAUAUAUCGAUGCGCUAUUGUUUUAUAAUAAUAGAUUGUAUAUAUUUUCUGUAUAACAAAGUUACGUUACACUAAUGAAUGGAGCUUUUUGCAUUAUCUUGAACAUUGUCUAGCAUUCAUUUCAUGUGUUAUUGUAGUUUAGCUAAAAUGACACAGACCAAUCCUUAUGGUCUAUAUAUACUAUAUUUCACAAGCUUUGCAGUUAUAUAAGCUUACCUGUCCAAUAAGAAGAACGCCAAUUCAGGGUCGGUUCUGAUCCCCAAAACCAAACGAAGGUCCCUCCAGGAAUCAAAUGCCCUGCCGAUGUUCACUCUAGUUUUCGCUUGACCACGAUCACAUUCCCGCUUAGCCAGACGGGAUUCAGUAGAUGAAUGUUAUUUUGUUUUUUUGGCUUACUCUGAGUUUGUGUAGGAGUCGGUGUUGUGCUGGGAGCCGGCCGUUUGCUGGAUACCAUACCUAGUGUUGCAGUUUGUUGUCGCUGUUGAAUAGCGGAAGAGAAGCACUGAUGCAAGGCUCUCGGGAGCGUGCAUAAUCAUCACAUCCUUUGGAAUUUCCCGGCAAAAAUGACCCGCUCCCUUUGCAUGAAAAUCUGUCUACAGGCUUUAAUAGGCAACCUAGGAAGUCCGGGAAGGUUGCGUUACAAGCCGUUCAUGCAUUGGCAAAAAAAGGGCAAAUAUUACAUGAAAAUUGUUACAUAUUGCACCUUUAUAUAAAUAUUAGAUAUGUAGAAUAGAAUUGUAGUGUUGACUGCAUUCAUCAAGCUCAACCAUUCAACCCUGUUACCCAAGUUGUUGUAUGAAAAAAAUAAUCAACUAUUUUCUUUUUAAGGGAAAUAUUGUUUUAUGUUUAUUUAAUGUUUAUAGCUAAAAAUCACAUAUGAACCCAUCAGAACCCAUAUGAAACUUCGAGAACAGGUCUGUGAAAUUACAAAAUUCAUUUUACAUAAAUAGAAAAUGACUCAAAGUUUGACCUCCUGGGGUUGACAAACAUUUUCUGAAAAUUUUUGAGUUUCAAGCCUUAUUUUGUAGUGCCUUACGUUGUGUCAUCUGUAUUUUGUGGUCAUAUAAUGUAGCUAAGGCAAGUUUGUUUUUGACGACAGGACAUUGUACUGCAGUAAAAUUGACCAUGAGUCAUGUGUUGUAAAGUGUUAUCGGGUGUGAGGGAGUGACCCUGUGCCAUGCUCACCCCGCACGGACGUCUUUCACCAGUGCCUCCUGCAUUUUUAUCUGACAGAUGCUUUGAUAAGGCUUCGAAGAAUCAACUGAGAUCCACCUAUUGUUCAAUGAUCUUUACAUCGAGUUGUACGCAGUGAUGUUGUCUUUAAGUACUUUGUUGAGUAUGAUGCCAUGUUUUGCAUUUCUGUGUCUUUUAUUAUUGUAUAAAUAGUGUGAGGUAUUUAAUGUGUUGCAUUCAGAGCAGGGGUUUGACUAGGAAUGUCAAGAAUUUUCUACUUUUUAGCUGCUGUGUUGUAGGCUGAUUUUUGGGUGGCCCUGAUGAAUGAGU
Messenger RNA from Myxocyprinus asiaticus (Chinese sucker), 6605 nucleotides. Its product is annotated as cardiolipin synthase (CMP-forming)-like. The transcript has 7 exons. Gene Ontology annotation, cellular component: mitochondrion; membrane. Lineage: Eukaryota; Metazoa; Chordata; Actinopteri; Cypriniformes; Catostomidae. The record is from RefSeq and is a predicted model, not a curated record. Gene Ontology annotation, biological process: cardiolipin biosynthetic process. Gene Ontology annotation, molecular function: cardiolipin synthase activity. Bases 167 to 1264 code for a protein of 365 amino acids.